Phytophthora sojae is the source of this 219-nucleotide messenger RNA. RefSeq lists its product as hypothetical. The annotation marks the transcript as partial. The transcript has a single exon. The record is from RefSeq and is a predicted model, not a curated record. Lineage: Eukaryota; Oomycota; Peronosporomycetes; Peronosporales; Peronosporaceae.
UUGGACUUCUUCAAGGGAUAUUGGCAGUUUCUCUUGGACGAAUCCUGCCAAGAAUUUUUUUCCUUCCUCACUGAUGCGGGCAUCUACACACCGACGAGGGUCAUGAUGGGCGGGACAGACAGCGUCGCGUACUGCCAGUCCACCGUGCAGGAGAUGUUCAAGGACUUGCUGUACAAUGGCGUCUUAAUCUGGCUAGAAGACAUUUUGGGGUACAGUGAU